AUUAUUUCAUACAUUACUACGCCAAUGUUUUUAUCAGAAUCAAAUAUUUAUCCUGUAUGUUGCAGAUAACAUUAUUACAAAUCCUACCAAAAACAUAUCGGUCUUAUUUAGAGUGAUAGAAUUUCCGAAGAUGUCGGACGUCAAAAUUGCAGUUGUUACCGGUAGUAACAAGGGAAUAGGCUAUGGUAUAGUGAAAGGGCUGUGUGAGAGGUUCGAUGGAAAGGUGUACUUGACUGCUAGAAAUGUGUCGAGAGGAAUAGAAGCCGUAAAGAAACUAAACGCCUUAGGACUGAAACCAUUCCUUCAUCAGUUGGAUGUUACUGACCAAGAAAGUAUAAAUAAAUUCAGAGAUCACUUAUUGAAAGAACAUCAAGGUAUAGAUAUCCUCAUAAACAAUGCUGCCAUAGGCUUUGGGGAUGACGCUCCAGAGCCAUUCAUCCAACAAGCAGAGGAUACAAUAAAUGUCAAUUAUUAUGGUCUGCUAAACGUUUGCCGAACACUAUUUCCACUCAUGAAAAGAAAUGGAAGAGUUGUGAAUAUUUCCAGCAGUUUGGGUCAUUUACAUUGGAUUCCUUCAGAUGAUUUGAAGAAAAAAUUCAGCGAUCCAACGUUGACCAUUGAGAAGUUGAACCAAUUAAUAGACAAAUUUGUGAGUGAUGUUAAACUUGGGAAGCAUGAAGAUGAAGGUUGGGGCAACAAUUCCGAAUGCACCUACAGAGUCUCGAAGGCUGGCGUGUCAGCCUUAUCAAUAAUCCAACAGAAAAAGUUCGACGAAGAGUGUCCCAAUAGGAAUAUAUCAGUCAACUCAGUUCAUCCCGGAUUCGUUGAUACUGAUUUGACAGCUCAUCUUGGUGAACUGACAAUUGAAGAAGGAGCAGAAGCCCCUUUGUUCUUAGCAUUAGAAGAACACGGUUUCAAAGGAAAAUAUGUGUGGUGUGAUAAGAAUCCAAUAGAAUGGUCGACAGGAAUUCCACCUUCUCAGUACUGACGUUCUAUUGAGUAGGCGUCAUACGGCGCGUUCUUCAAGCACUCCUUUAUGUAUAUGUACGAGUUAAGGAGGGUACUCUCCAUAGUACGAGCACAGCCUAGUACUAGUUUUGAGUCGCCUGUCAUGCAGAAAAAA
Messenger RNA from Coccinella septempunctata (seven-spotted ladybird), 1123 nucleotides. Its product is annotated as carbonyl reductase [NADPH] 1-like. The transcript is spliced from 4 exons. NCBI's taxonomy places the organism in Eukaryota, Metazoa, Arthropoda, Insecta, Coleoptera, Coccinellidae. The record is from RefSeq and is a predicted model, not a curated record. The coding region runs from base 131 to 988 and encodes 285 amino acids. Gene Ontology annotation, molecular function: carbonyl reductase (NADPH) activity.